GUAUCUCCUCUUAGAGUAGAGUAAUGUAUAAGAUAUUGCUUGUUAGACAUGGUAGCUGAACUGGCUACCCAUUAGUGGGAUGUCUUUUUCAACAAAUUAAGGCCGAUUUAUUAGGACGAACAUCUCGAUCGUAGCUGACUUUGAGCUUAGCAGAUGGGAACGAGUCAUAUUGGCAGAAAUUGUACUCUGAAGUGAUAAUUAGACAUUAGAGGAAAUUGCUGAGCUAUAGUCGUUCGUUAUCUUCUAGUAUAAAUGCAAUGUGAUAUAGGAGGAAUUUUCCAGAACGCGUAAUAGAUCGACCUUAGUUUGUCAGAUACCGUAGUUUUCUAGUGGUGUAGAAAGCUUGGCAGCGAAUUGGGUAUUUUGCUUGUCAGACGAGUCUUCGGCUUUCACGGGGAGAGUAUUUCCCGGAGCUGAUAAUGUACAGUAAAAUGUCUAUUGUCUGUACUCUAGGGUAUCCUCACAUGGAAGGCAGGUUUUUUCUGCUGAGUGGCUGAGUGGAAGUUCAGCUUUUCUAGUUUUCAGUUUUCACCGAUCAAAAACAAAAAAAAAAAAUUCAAGUCUUUCUGAUUAUUAGAGCGGUAAAGGGGGAUAUGAUUUUUACCCCGGGCGAGUUCUUCGAACCUGGUGGCCUGGCUUGUUACGGUAAGAAAUCAUCUUUUUAAUCUCGCUAUUUUUCCCUUUCAAUUCAUUUGCUUUUUUGGAAUCUAGUAUCUCCUGACGCUCCAGAUCUUGGAAUUUUCUUACAUGAAUGGUUUUUUUAGCGUGUUACCUCAACAGGUAGCAAUUUAUGAUCCUUACGUUCGUGGCCUGGUCCAAGAAAGACAUUUCAUUAACUCCACCGUGGUGGAUAGCUAGCUUCUAUAUGUACACAAACGACAGCAGAAGAUAAUCAUGAGGUACAGAAAACAUGAGCGGUGAAGAAAAGGAAACGCAGACUCUCUGGCUUUCGCUGAAGAAGUCUUUUCAGAACUGCAAGUCGGAGCCUGCGGCUGUGGCCAGUGGUCCAACUCCGAAGAGGAAUCUAUGCAGUUCUACCUGUUCGAGAUCUUUGUCUAAUCUUAGAGAUGUCAUUCAUGGAAGCAAACGGCAUUCUGAUGAUGAUAACAAUCGUAAGGUUCUUGCUUGCAGCCCGAGGUCUCUUGGCAGCGGAGAUUUCCUCAACCCUGUGACUCAUGAAGUAGUGCUGAGUGAUACCACGGCUGAGCUCAAGAUAACAAUGUUGUCUCAUGACUCUCAUCCAAGUCCUGUGGCGCUGACCUCUCCCGAGAUUCUUCGAAGAAAGGUACCGGCGGUUUCACUGGGUUAUGGCGGUGGCGAAGAGAAGCCUUCUCGGUUCAGGAGUGAUGGACAUUGUGAUGAUGGAGUAUCGACUCUGACUUGCAGGAAGUGCGGUAAGCAGUUUAAGAAGGCGGAGGAGGUUGAAGAGCAUCAAGUCUCCGACCAUGCUGUUAGUGAGCUAAUAGAUGGCGACUCAUCAAGGAGAAUAGUGGAAAUCAUCUUCCGAACAAGCUGGCCGAAAUCCGAGAGCAACCCCAUCCGCAUAGAACGAGUAUUCAAGGUAAACAACACCCGGACCACUCUCUCCCACUUCGAGCAUCACCGAGAGAAGGUCAAGCUCAGGGCCACCAAGCUUUCGACGAAGCACCCUCGCUGCCUCGCGGAUGGCAACGAGCUGUUGAGGUUCCAUGGCACGACAGUCGCAUGUUCUCUCGGCACAAUAACGACCAAUGGCUCGUCUUCGUCAAUCCUCUGCAGGGCGGACGAUUGUGGGGUGUGUGGAAUUCUGAGACGUGGAUUCUCUUUGGAUAAGAGGAAUGGUUUUGGUGUUUUCACUGCUUCAACUAGCAAGAGAGCGUUGGAGGAGGCGCGUGGAGACUGUGGGAGGAGGAAGGCGUUGGUUCUGUGCAGAGUGAUAGCCGGGAGGGUUCAUAAACCGGUGGAGAAUGUUGAAGAGAUGAUGAUGGGGAGUCGGUCCGCUGGGUUCGAUUCGGUUGCUGGGAAAAUCGGUCAGCAUUCAAGCGUUGAGGAGCUCUAUUUGCUUGACCCUAAAGCUCUCCUCCCUUGCUUUGUGGUGAUUUGUAGACCUUGAAAGUUGGAUGUUUUUCCCCUAAUUGCCAUUUCUCAAUGAAAAGUUUCUGUCACAAACUGUGACAAGAACCAGAUGGACAGAACUUCAUUUUAACGAUUGAAGUACGGGAGAUUACUCUUCACUUGAUUAACAUUUGACUCUGCAUAGACUGUGCUGUAAGGAUUAAUGGGGAGAUAGCAUGAUUCAUUGGGGAGAUUACAUUGAAAAGAAAAACGCUUAUUGGUUGCUUUGUGGAAUUGAAGGAAAAAGUAUGUUCUGUGCUUGAAAAUUACAUGCUGAGAAUCAGUUGUGACGAUGAUUUUUGUUGUGCUUAUGUAAGUAGCCGUUCAUUCCAAAAGAGAAUUUCAGUCGACCAUUUGGGCUCGUUUCUAUCGGGCUUUUGUAACGAGCUCGAUUGUAUUCUAACUAAAUUUUCUUCGCGUUAUUGAUCGUUCUGUCCCACAGGUUCAAUUACCAGCUCAUUUUCUUGGAAGACCAUGUGAAAAUUUUGUAUUCAAUCAUUAUCUCAAUCCAAUCCACCCACAUAAAUAUUUAAUUCAUUU
Molecule: messenger RNA, 2634 nt
Organism: Linum trigynum
Lineage: Eukaryota; Viridiplantae; Streptophyta; Magnoliopsida; Malpighiales; Linaceae
Source: the annotation of a GenBank genome assembly